Molecule: messenger RNA, 1852 nt
Organism: Erigeron canadensis
Lineage: Eukaryota; Viridiplantae; Streptophyta; Magnoliopsida; Asterales; Asteraceae
Product: protein GRAVITROPIC IN THE LIGHT 1-like
Exons: 3
Coding region: 99-1460 (453 amino acids)
Biological process (GO): response to red or far red light; negative gravitropism
Source: RefSeq, a predicted model, not a curated record
UUUCCUUUUACUAAUUUGAAAUUUCAGCUGGGGUUUUAAUAUUUGGGUUUUCUUGAGAUUUAUGCUUUGGAGAAGAAAGUGUUAGUCAACGUGAAAAGAUGGAUUCAGUCAAGCAUUCCUCAAAUAAGAGUAGAUUGGCUCGUGCUUUUUCCAAAGUUUUGCAUAGUCGAGCAGCAGCAGCAGCAGGACUCGAUAACUUUCAGAAAACAAAGUCAAAGACGUGGGAAAAAUUUAAACAUGAAAAACCGGUUGAUGACAAGACUUGGCAGCCUAUGGUCUUAACUAAGGAAGAUGAAAAGCUUCGAAAGCGUGCGGUUAUGGAUGCCUUCUUUGCCAAACUUUUUGCUGACAUAUCAUCUGUCAAAGCUGCAUAUGCCCAACUGCAGGUUUUUCAGUCUCCUUACGAUGGUGAUGGAAUUCAGUCAGCUGAUAAGAUGAUUGUAUCUGAAUUGAAAAAUUUGUCUGAGUUAAAGCAAGCUUUUUUGAAGAAGCACAUUGACGACUCGUCCCCUGAAACUACCCAGCUAUUGGCCGAAAUCCAAGAACAAAAAAAUCAGUUGAAAAUGUAUGAAAUAACAAGGAAGAAGCUGGAUAAUCAGAACAAGCUCAAAGAAUCCGAGAUCAUCUUCUUGAAAGAGAAACUAGAGGAAUCCAGAAGGGAAAAUAAGUUGAUCGAGAAGAGAUUGAAUUCAAGCGGUUCUUUAUCAACAUCUUCUCAUGAGAUUUUGAAUUUCUCAUCGCUAACCCCAACCAUUUUCAUCACAUAUGUAAAGCAAACGACUAAAUCCGUUCGAAGUUUCGUGAAGUUCAUGAUCAGUGAAAUGGAAGCUGCCAACUGGGAUUUGGAUGCAGCUGCUAGUUCAAUUCAACCGGAUGUUAUUUACUUCGAUACAACACAUAUAUGCUAUGCAUUCGAGUCCUUUGUUUGUAGACAGAUGUAUGAUGGUUUUAAUCUUCCGGGAUUCCAGAUAUCCGUGGAAUCGCAAUCGAUACCCAAGAAUGAAACACGAAGACAGUUCUUCUUUGACAAAUUUAUGGAAUUGAAAUCUUUGAAAGUACGGGAAUACAUUACAUGGAAACCAACUUCAAUGUUCGCUGAAUUUUGCAGGUGUAAGUACUUGAAACUUGUUCAUCCCAAGAUGGAGUCGUCUCUUUUCGGGAAUUUAAAUCAAAGAAAUCAGGUAAAUUCCCGAAAAUUCCCAGAAACGGCGUUCUUUGAUUCGUUUCUAGAAGUAUCAAAAAGGGUUUGGUUAUUACAUUGUUUAGCUUUUUCAUUUAGUCCCAAAGAAGCAAGUAUUUUCCAGAUUACAAAAGGGAGUCGAUUUUCUGAAGUGUUCAUGGAGAGUGUAAACGAAGAGGCGUUUUUGUCACCAAAAUGUUCGCCGGAGGUGGCUUUCAUGGUGGUUCCAGGAUUCAUGGUAAGUAAAACUGUUAUUCAGUGUCAAGUAUAUCUAAUUUGACAAAGGGGAUCGGAGUGGCCCAUCGACAUUAAAGUAGACAGAGAUCUCCAGAAGAACGUGGCUCACAUGGUUCCCGUAGGCACUAACGAGGACGGUGUGCGGUGGUCCUGUUUCCGUCCUCUUUGAUAUGGAAAGUGAAACAACAAAUGUGAAGUUGAAACAACUUUAAAUCUUUGUUGAAGUCCUCCAGUUUUGUUGAUAUUUUGGGCAUAUUGUUGGGUAGGAUAUACAUUAGCUAGUGCCUAGUAGUGCUAAAUUUGUUGCAGAUGAUGAAAACAUAUUUUUGAGAAAGAUUUACUUCUUUCUUGAGUUUUAUUCAUUAUAUGUAAUCUUUGUAUAUUAGUUUUGCCAUAUACAGUGAGAAAAAUAUAACCAAAUGUAUUUAUUGUUUA